AUGAAUCAUACCCGCGGUCUCAUGUCCACCGCGCAAGCUUUGCGCCAAACCUUCCUCACACCUCUCAAGAGCUCCAGAUUCGGGCUUCUACAACAAUCGUCCCUUCAGAAUGGUCGACAACUCAGAUUUUUCCAAAAUUCUCCUUCUCUUGCCCUUAAAGUAGCUCGAGCUCCUGUGAAGGGUCCAAUCAAGGAUGAAGAGAUUCGCGCUCGAACCGUGCAGGUCGUCAAUUCCGAGGGAGAUCUUGAACCACCAGAAUUUCUAUCCGAUGUCCUCACAACCUUCGACCGGACCAAAUACUUCCUCAUCCAAGUGUCUCCCGGUGCCUUCAAAAAACCACCAGUGUGCAAAGUUAUGAACAAGUUGGAAUAUCGAAAUGCCGAGAAAGCGAAGGAAAAGGCAGCUAAAGCGGCCAAACAAACUUUCAAGCAGAUUGAAUUAAACUGGGCUAUCGAUGCUCACGAUCUUGAACAUCGCCUGAAGCAGUUGGCUACCUUUUUGGAGAAAGGUCGGAAAGUUGAGAUCGUCUUGACUCGGAAGAAGCACAAGCGGCCCCCUACGGUGGAUGAGAUCAAGCAUGUUAUGCAGACAGUGCUGGACACUACACGAGAGGCCGGAGGCACACAGGUCAAAGCGAUGGAGGGUGAGCCGGGCAAGCGUGUCAUGCUCACUGUGAAAAAAGCCGACAACUGA
This is a messenger RNA of Penicillium verhagenii, 693 nucleotides long. RefSeq names its product putative translation initiation factor IF3. The record is from RefSeq and is a predicted model, not a curated record. Gene Ontology annotation, molecular function: translation initiation factor activity; ribosome binding. Gene Ontology annotation, cellular component: mitochondrion. The transcript has a single exon. The coding region runs from base 1 to 693 and encodes 230 amino acids. Gene Ontology annotation, biological process: mitochondrial translational initiation; ribosome disassembly. NCBI's taxonomy places the organism in Eukaryota, Fungi, Ascomycota, Eurotiomycetes, Eurotiales, Aspergillaceae.